GUUUCCAUGCCUAUGUCUUGGGCAGUAAAAGUAAUAAGAAAAGGUGGAAAUUUGCAUGAAUUUGAUUGAAUACAACGUAGGAGAGAGAAGUGCAUAUGGCAAUUCAUUGUCGGUUUGUCAGAACAAUGCACUUCGAAUAAAAUCUCUCAUCUCAAAAUUUCGUGCAGAGGGUAUCUGAUAUACCUGUGUGUAUAUAUCACAUUAGCAAACAACAAGGUUCACAGCCACAAGAGAAAAAAGCUUACAAUCAAGCUAACUUCAUACAAAGGGCAAGGUUAAGGUAAGCAAAUAUAACAUAUUUGUGUUUUUGCAGCUUUGAAAAUGAGCCUUGGAAGUAGAGGGAAGCUGAAAGACACGAGUUUCAGCACCUCAGCUGAAAGCAACAUGAACACAAACACUGUCAUCAAGAGAGACAAGAUACUUGCUCGGUACAGUGCAGAUGCUGAGAUUCUUGCAGAGUUUGAGCAAUCUGGUAUGUCUGGCAAAUCAUUUGACUACUCAAAGAUGGUUCUUGAUCCUCCCAGGUUAGUUUCUGAGGACAAAAUGAUUGCAUAUUUGUCAAAAAUUCAAAGGGGGGGCUUGGUCCAACCCUUUGGUUGUAUGCUUGCAAUUGAAGAACCCACUUUUAGAAUUAUUGGGUAUAGUGAGAAUUGCUCUUCAUUGUUGGGUUUGGAGAGGCAACUUGAUUCUAAGCAGUUCAUGAGUUUGAUUGGAGUUGAUGCAACAACCCUUUUCACUCCCCCUUCUGGGGCUUCCCUUGCAAAAGCUGUGGCUUCCAGAGAAAUUUCGCUUUUGAACCCCAUUUGGGUAUAUGCAAGGACCACUCAGAAGCCAUUUUAUGCCAUACUUCAUAGGAUUGAUGUUGGAGUUGUGAUUGAUUUGGAGCCGGCACGGUCAAGUGAUCCUGCAUUGUCACUUGCUGGGGCAGUUCAGUCACAGAAGCUGGCUGUUAGAGCAAUUUCAAGGCUGCAAUCUCUUCCUGGGGAAGAUAUCGGUCUGUUGUGUGACACGGUCGUUGAAGAAGUGCAGAAGCUUACAGGAUAUGACAGGGUUAUGGUUUAUAAGUUUCAUGAGGAUGAUCAUGGUGAGGUUGUAUCUGAGAUUAGGAGGUCAGAUUUGGAGCCUUACUUGGGUUUGCAUUAUCCUGCUACAGAUGUCCCUCAAGCUUCUCGCUUCUUGUUCAAACAAAACCGGGUCAGGAUGAUCUGUGAUUGCCAUGCAAAGCCUGUUAAAGUCAUUCAGAGUGAAGAAUUACGGCAACCUCUUUGCUUGGUGAACUCAACCCUUAGGUCACCGCAUGUUUGUCACACACAGUACAUGGCUAACAUGGGCUCAAUUGCCUCUCUGGUGAUGGCAAUUAUAGUCAAUGGAAAUGAUACAACAAGGCUUUGGGGUUUGCUAGUUUGCCAUCACACUUCGCCACGCUAUGUGCCUUUCCCGGUCCGCUACGCUUGUGAGUUCCUAAUGCAGGCUUUUGGAUUGCAGCUUUACAUGGAGAUUCAGUUAGCAUCACAGAUGGCAGAGAAAAGAAUUCUUAAAACACAAACCUUGCUGUGUGACAUGCUCCUGCGUGAUGCGCCAUUUGGUAUUGUGACUCAAUCCCCAAGUAUCAUGGAUAUUGUGAAGUGUGACGGGGCUGCUUUGUAUUAUGAUGGAAACUCUUGGUUGUUAGGCACAACUCCAACAGAAUCACAGGUGAAAGACAUUGCAGAAUGGCUUCUUAGUAAUCAUGGGGAUUCAACAGGUUUGACUACAGAUAGUUUGGCUGAUGCUGGUUAUCCUGGUGCUGCUUCACUUGGGGAUGCGGUUUGUGGCAUGGCCACGGCAAGAAUCAAUUCAAGACAUUUCCUGUUCUGGUUCAGGUCUCACACUGCUAAAGAAGUGAAAUGGGGAGGGGCCAAGCACCAUCCAGAGGAUAAGGAUGAUGGCGGGAAAAUGAACCCAAGGUCAUCAUUUAAAGCUUUUCUUGAAGUAGUCAAAAGCAAAAGUUUGCCUUGGGAAGUGUCAGAAAUCAAUGCUAUUCACUCAUUACAGCUAAUAAUAAGAGAUUCAUUCCAAGACACACAGAACACUGGUCCAAAGACUUUAAAUUAUAUACAGAAAAAUGACACUGCAAUAGGAGGGAUGGAUGAACUCAGUUCAGUAACACUUGAAAUGGUGAGAUUAAUUGAGACAGCAACAGUUCCAAUUUUCGGGGUUGAUUCAGGUGGCAUAAUCAAUGGAUGGAAUGAAAAAAUUGGUGAAUUGACAGGUCUGCAGGCCAGUGAAGCUAUGGGAAAAUCCCUAGUAAAUGAAGUUGUACAUGCCGACUCGUGUGAAGCGCUUAAAAAUAUUCUAACCAGAGCCAUGCAAGGUCAGGAGGACAAAAAUGUUGAGCUGAAACUGAAAAACUUUGGGCUUCAUCAACAAAAAGAAGUUGUAUAUCUCAUGGUUAAUGCCUGCACUAGUAGGGACUACACAAAUGCUAUUGUUGGGGUAUGUUUUGUAGGUCAAGACAUCACUUAUGAGAAAGUGGUUCUAGAUAAAUUCAUUAAGUUGGAAGGUGAUUACAAAGCUAUUAUACAAAGUCUCAAUCCAUUGAUACCACCCAUAUUUGCUUCUGAUGAGAAUGCUUGCUGCUCUGAGUGGAAUGCAGCCAUGGAAAGGUUAACUGGUUGGAAUAGAGAUGAAGUCAUAGGAAAAUUGCUUCCCAGUGAAAUCUUUGGAAGUUUUUGUCGAUUGAAAGGUCAAGAUACACUGACUAAUUUUAUGAUUUUACUCUAUCGAGGAAUAAGCGGUCAAGAUUCUGAGAAGUUACCAUUUGGAUUUUUUGAUAGAAAUGGAAAAUUUAUAGAGGCUUAUAUAACAGCAAACAAGAGGACCGAUGCAAGUGGGAAUAUGAUUGGCUGUUUCUGCUUCUUGCAGAUUGUAUCAUCAGAUUUGAAGCCACCCUCUGAAGGACACAGGCCUAAAGGCAGGGAAAACAUUUCCGAAUCAAAGGAGUUGGCUUAUAUACUACAAGAAAUGAAGAAUCCUCUAAAUGGUAUACGAUUCACACACAAACUUCUGGAAAAUACAACUAUCUCAGAGAGCCAGAAACAAUUUCUUGACACUAGUGAUGCAUGUGAAAGGCAAAUCAUGGCAAUUAUUGAGGAUACAGAUUUAGGAAGUAUAAAUGAAGGCAGCACUUUGCAGCUAAACAUGGAAGAAUUUGUUCUGGGAAAUAUUUUAGAUGCCAUUGUCAGUCAAGUCAUGAUGUUGAUAAGAGGAAAAAAUUUGCAGUUGUUUCAUGAAAUUCCUGAUGAAAUCAAAACUCUUGCUCUAUAUGGUGACCAAAUUAGGCUUCAGGUGGUUUUGUCUGAUUUUUUGCUUAAUGUAGUCAGCCACACACCAUCUCCAAAGGGCUGGGUAGAAAUCAAGAUUUCACCUGGUUUAAAGAUAAUACAGGACGGCAAUGAGUUUAUCCAUCUGAAAUUCAGGUAGAACACCAUAAUAUGUUCUGAAGAGCAUCUUUUGUGGAACUCCAUAUGCAAAUCUAGGGUCACAAAAGUGACCUAUUGAGGCAUAUUUAAACCUACUCUAUUACUCCACUAGAUAAUAGAAGACAAGAAAGCAUUUUUGCCAGCCAAAAGUAUAUUCCAUCUUUUCAUGAAAUGAAGGCAGGACACAUUCAACAACAAAGGAAGCCCACCAUUGAGUGCCAAGUAAAAUGUGCUAUCACACAUUUUAGGUGAUCUUUGUACUGACAGUUUCCAGACACUUGUAGUUAUGUUAAGCCUGUGCUUCCUUGUUACGUAAUGUCACCUAGAUGUUUCCCUUUAAUAUAUUAAGCCUUUUUCUCCUUUUUGUGGUUGGGAUUUUUUUUAAUGUGUUAGGAUCCAAUUGCAAGGUAUGUGACUUGAAUCAUACAUUGGAAGUAUGAGAUUUUAAUGUGAGGUUUAUAAGGCCUUGGACUUUUCAAUUUCAAUGUUCAGUCCAGACUAAUCAAAAGUGGCUAGUGCAUAGUUAACAGAGCAUGGUGAAAUGUUAGGAUCCAAUUUCAACUAGAGUCCCAUGUUAGAAGUAUGAGAUUCCAAUGUGGGGUUUAAGGAAUCCACUACACUGGAUAACUUUUGUGAUUGAUUCUUUUAAGGUUCUUAUCAUAAUGCUUCACUUUUAGACCCAUUGGCUGUCAUGACUAGCGUGCUAACGUAGGCCCAUUUCUUGAUAGCUUACGGGAGCUUUUUUUAUUGUAAAACCUUAUUGUCAAGACUUUCUAAGGCAAGAAUGCUGAUUGCUGACCUAUGUAGAGUUCAUAGGUACUUAUGGAGAAGUUACUUGAGAAAGGUUUUCAAAGAUUUGAGGUAUAAAAGUUAAUAUUAAUUUAUACAAGAGUUUGAUUAAUUUUACCAAUUGCAUUGAUUUUAUUUUCUUUUCAGUUUAUCAAAACUGAUUCUUACUCUAUUGCUUCUAGUCCUAUGAAGAUGUUUUUCUUCUACUAUUUGAAUAGUUGAUAGUAAUCAUUGGUAGAUGAACAUUGCUUUCUCUCACUUUAGAUGCUAAACAUUACUCAGGCCUAGUCCUAAUCUGGAAAGUUAACGCCUUAAAUACAACAUUCCUAAUAUCACCUACCUUUACAAAUGCAAGUAUGUCUAUACUCGUGAUUAUAUAACCAUUUCAUGGAAUAAUCAUUCUAGAAAUAGUGAGAUUUUUCUUCCAAGUGUUGUGAUGGUUACUUUGAAGACGACAUCUCAAUUAAAUUAUUAUGUGGACUAGAGGCUUAUUUUACAGUAUUCUUCAUGCAGAAUGACCCAUUCUGGUCAAGGUCUCCCUUCCAAUGUUCUUCAUGAUAUGUUUGAAGGAGGGAAUCAAUGGACUACGCAAGAAGGUCUAGGACUAUACAUGUCCCGGAAAAUCCUCAGUAGGAUGAAUGGUCAUGUCCACUAUGUAAGAGAACAAAAUAAGUGUUAUUUCCUCAUUGAUCUUGAAAUUAGAACAAGAAAAGAAAGGCAAAGAAAUUUGCAAGCAGAGGCAAGCAUGUUAAAUUAGCUUUCUUCUCUAAAUGCUUCUAUAAGCGGAAGGGGUAAGGAGGGUCAUUAGCAGCGAAGUUUGUAGUCUAUCUUUAUAGCUUGGCAGAUACAGUAAAUGCUCAUUUUGAUCCUAGGAUCGAUCUUAUAAUAGGCUAAAGGAAGUUUAUACUUGUGUAGGCAAAAUUUUAGCCAAUAUAUAUGCCUUUAUACUACAGCUUAAAUAUAUUACAGUAACAAGUACAGUAGAAUACUAAAAGGGGUUUUGAAUAUUGUAUGCCCCUUCUUC
Molecule: messenger RNA, 5274 nt
Organism: Abrus precatorius (Indian licorice)
Lineage: Eukaryota; Viridiplantae; Streptophyta; Magnoliopsida; Fabales; Fabaceae
Product: phytochrome E
Exons: 4
Coding region: 322-3462 (1046 amino acids)
Biological process (GO): protein-tetrapyrrole linkage; detection of visible light; red, far-red light phototransduction
Molecular function (GO): protein homodimerization activity; photoreceptor activity; phosphorelay sensor kinase activity
Source: RefSeq, a predicted model, not a curated record